Sabethes cyaneus is the source of this 3024-nucleotide messenger RNA. RefSeq lists its product as uncharacterized. Gene Ontology annotation, molecular function: protein binding. Lineage: Eukaryota; Metazoa; Arthropoda; Insecta; Diptera; Culicidae. The transcript has 18 exons. The coding region runs from base 1 to 3024 and encodes 1007 amino acids. The record is from RefSeq and is a predicted model, not a curated record.
AUGACGAUACGAUGCGGCGUUGGCCCCGGAGCCGCUCCACUGCACAUGGCCGAGGCGGUGCAGGGCAUGACGGGCCGGCUGGAGUGCAACAUCACGUCUCCGAUCGUCGGCGACCGGGCGAUACUGGUCAUCUGGUACAAGGGCGGUCAGACGAUUCCAUUGUACACAUUUGACGCCCGUGAUACCCGCGAGGGAUCGCAUCGAAGUUCCAAUUCGUCCUUCGAUGGACGAGCCAGCUUCUACCCGAACCGAAGUCCGGCGACGUUGGAGAUCCGACAGACCAAAAGCUCCGACAGUGGCGUCUAUCGGUGCCGGGUGGACUUCCACAAGAGUCCCACCCGGAACACACGGGUGCAGCUUUCCGUGAUAAUUCCACCGGAAAAGCUGCAGAUCGUGGAUUCCGGAGGUCACAGUAUACCGCACUACAUCCUAGGACCGUACAACGAAGGCGCUUCGGUGAACUUUACCUGCGUGGCAAGUGGCGGUCGCCCAACGCCAACCGUCAACUGGUGGUACGACAACGAAAUAGUGAACCAUUCGUCCACAAGUCUGUCGGAGCGGCGAGUGAAGAACACUUUGAUCCUGAACCGUCUGGAACGAAAGCACCUGAAGGCCAUCUUCACCUGUACGGCGUCGAACAACAACGUCACCAAUCCCAUCUCGGCCUCCGUCACGCUGGAUAUGAACCUGCGACCACUGCUGGUGCGGUUGCAGGGCAAAAACCGGCCGCUAUCGGCGAACCACACGUACGAUCUGCAGUGCGAGGUGCACGGAUCCCGUCCGGCGCCGACCAUCACCUGGUGGAAGGGAAGCACCCAGAUGCGGGGCCAUCACGAAACGACUGACCCGGAAGGAAAUAUAACUGUUUCCAUCCUGACGUUUCGACCUACCAUCAACGAUAAAGGCAAGUACCUGUCCUGCCGGGCGGAGAUGGCCGUGAUACCGGACGCAGGAAAAGAGGACGGAUGGAAGUUAGAUAUCUACCAUGUGCCGGUAGUGACGCUAGAGUACGGAACCAACUACAACUACACGUCCUCGAUCCGGGAGGGUGCGGACGUCUAUUUCGAGUGCAACAUCAAAUCCAACCCUUGGGUGUACAAAGUAAUUUGGCGACAUCAAGGCAGGGAGCUACUAAACAACCCGUCGGAGGGAAUAAUCGUAUCAAACCAGAGCCUGGUCCUGCAGAACGUGAGCCGCUCACGGGCCGGUCUGUACACCUGCGUCGGCAGCAAUCGGGAAGGCGAUGGCGAGAGCAAUCCGGUUCAUCUGGAUAUCAAGUUUGCACCUGUCUGCCGUCCGGGUCUGGUUACGACCUACAACGUCGGUCGGUACGAGCAAGCGAAGAUUUCCUGCGAACUGGAGGCCAACCCGACGGAUGUGGCCUUCGUGUGGAAGCACAACACAUCGGUAUCGGAGACUUUGGACAUCCCGUCCACUCACGUUAGCAGCGAGCAGGCGAAGAGCAUCUUCCGUUUUAAACCAAUCAGCGAAAGUGACUACGGUACCCUCCUGUGCUGGGGGAGCAACGAAAUCGGUACCCAAACCGAACCGUGCGUAUUUAAUCUGAUACCGGCAGGCAAACCGGAUCCCCUGUCUAACUGUACCAUUCUGAAUCAGACGUUCGAUAUGCUUCAGAUCGAAUGUCUGGAAGGAUUCGACGGUGGUUUGCAUCAGGAAUUUCUGGCGGAAAUGUACGUCAUCGGGAACCGGCAGCUGAUUGGAUCAAUCAAGAGCAGGGUACCCAUCUUCGACCUGAAAGGAUUGGAACCGGGCGUGGGCUACAACAUCUUUUUGUCGGCCAGAAACUCCAAAGGAUCCAGCGAGCCGACCUAUCUGCAGGCCUUUACUUUGAAGAACCCGGAGAAACAAACUGAUCUGUCCCUGGUGUACGCACCGACGCUGCAUCAGAUUAAGCCAUUCAUCGGGACCUUGCUGGGGGUGGUUGCGGCCAUCAUCUCCAUCGCAUCCAUCAUCGUGUGCAUCACUCGGUUACGCGGUUCGGCUGGCAGGGAUCGCGACUGCAGCAACAUGUCGACAAACGACGCGUCCGGCAUCAGCCAAUCGAUGCCAACCGAGGGCGAACUGGCUCGGGAACAGCAGUGCAACGGUAGCAUAGACAGCAUCGAAAAGAAUCCGGACAUCAUCCCGCAAGGGAAACUCCCGCACCUGCUGGAAGAAGACGAGAAAGCUUUCGAGUGGCUAAACAGCAGUGCCCACCCGCGGUUGUACGCGACCGCGGCGCUGGCCGAGCAGCAGCACCAACAGGUGGGUGGCCUAAUCGGGCCGCCGGGUGUUCCCGCGGUCGGAGCCUACGACAGUCGGACGUUCUACGCGACGAUGCGCGACGGUGCCUGCAUGCAGCAGAACGUCUACCCGAGCGCGAUGCUGGCCGACAAUCAGAACUACAUCCCGGUGCACAGCAGCAUGAUUCCCACGCCGGUGAUCGGUGGCUACGGCAACGACAGUCACAAGCACGACCUGACGUACGCCGAUCUGACGACGAUGGCCGGAGGGGGCGGUGGCGGUAUACCGUUGCCUCCGCACAAGCAGCAAAUGUACGUGAGCGCAACUCUCGGUAGACCCCGGCAGACGGACAUCAAACGAAGCGAGCCAACGAUCUAUGCACAGAUUGAUUUGGCACACCAUCCAUCAGUACAUUCAACAAAUUUGGUUUAUACAAAUACCCGAGCUGGUAUUCCCAUUUCGCACACCGGCCAUCAACAGCAACCGCAGCAGCAGCACCAACAGCACCAACAGCAACAUCACCAGCCAGCGACGUCCCUGGGGAUAAUGGUCCCCGUUCCCACCUCGGCAGCGGCGGUGGCUGCCGGUCUCACCGAACGUUUUCCUCCACCGCCGCUCUUCGCCGGCCACGUGCCCGUCAGCAGUUCCAACGAACCCUCCAGUUUGCUACAAACCGUUCCGGAGUUGCAACCGCUCUGCAGUACUCCAGACUCGGCCGCAUCAUCCGGUCCGUCCUCGGCCAACAGCGAUCGAAUGCUGCACAAUGCGACCCGGUUCUGA